GCCAAGGUCUUGAAAUUAGUUAGCCAGCCAGAGAUAAUGGGAUUUUUAUGGGACUUUGACUGAGCCACCCCACAAGCCUCUCUCUCUCUCUCUCUAGGGCUGCCAACCCAACAUAAUCCUUCGUUUCUGAACCUCCACACUCCUCUCAGACUCCCAGAAUCUCAGCUCGACUCCUGAAAGAAAGAGAAAAGAGGGGGUGAAGAAAUGGGCAUCUCAAGCCCAUUCAAAGACCAAACCCACCCUUAUACUCUCUCCAAGAGACUCUUGCCUUAUGCCCUUUAUGCUCUCUUUCCCAUAGCUCUCCUUCGCUUGUACCUUCACCCUCCCUCCCUUCCUCAGUCUCCCAUCGAUCCGCUACCCAAUGUCAAUCCCAUUAUCUUCCCCUCUUCUUCUUCUUCUUUUUCUUCAUCUCCUUCUCAAGAAGAGGAAAGCGCCUACGAAAUUCCAUGCGACUACACAAAUGGCAAAUGGGUCCGUGACAAGUUGGGUCCUUUGUACAAUGGCACGAGCUGUGGCACAAUCAAGGAUGGCCAGAACUGCAUCAGCCAUGGCAGGUCUGAUUUGGGUUACCUCUAUUGGAGGUGGAAGCCCGAUAAGUGCCAGCUUCCCAGGUUCGAACCAAAGACCUUUCUUCAAAUUCUCCGGAACAAAAAUUUAGCAUUCGUGGGAGACUCCAUGGCUAGGAACCAACUGGAGUCUCUUCUAUGCAUGCUUGCAACUGUUUCUACUCCUGAUCUUGUUUAUCGAGAUGGUGAAGAUAACAAGUUUCGUCGAUGGCAUUUCCCUUCUCACAACAUCAGUGUAUCAAUCCACUGGUCACCUUUCCUUGUAAGAGGCAUCGAAAAAUCGAACUCUGGUCCCAAUUACAACAAACUCUACUUAGAUUACGUUGAUGAGAGGUGGGCAGGGGAUAUGGAUCGUAUGGACAUGAUUGUCUUAUCAAUUGGGCACUGGUUCCUACACCCAGCUGUGUUCUACGAAGGGGAUUCAGUACUAGGUUGCCAUUACUGCCCUGGCCUCAAUCACACAGAAGUUGGAUUUUACGAAGUGUUUGGGAAGGCAUUUAGGACUACACUGAAGACCAUAGCUGAAAGACGAGGAGCUAACGGCAAUCCGAUUGAUGUAAUAGUGACUACAUUUUCUCCCUCACAUUUUGAAGGCGAUUGGGACAAGGCGGGUGCUUGUCCCAAGACCAGGCCAUUCAAGGAGGGUGAAAAACUGCUGGAAGGAAUGGAUGCCGACAUGAGAAGAGUAGAGGUAGAAGAAGUGGAGGCGGCCAAGGUCAAUACAGAGCAAUUUCCUGGGUUCAGGGUUGAGGCUUUGGAUGUCACCAAAUUAUCAUUGAUGAGACCGGACGGCCACCCGGGACCCUAUAUGCACCCUUUUCCAUUCGCUAACGGGGUCAAGGACCGAGUCCAGAACGAUUGUGUCCAUUGGUGCUUGCCAGGCCCCGUAGACACUUGGAACCAGAUAUUACUAGAGGUGAUGAAGAGAUGGGAUGAUCAAUCAAGGAGACGAGUCUAAUUUAUUUGUUUAUUUAUUUUUCUUUUUCUUUUUUUGGGUAUUCACAGAGAGCAAUUGCAGCUAGCGUGAAGUGGUGGGAUCUGUUUCUCUUCCAAGUACGGUCAAUUUGGAUGGUGAGUAUUUGUUCAAAAGAGGGCCACAAGAGGAGAUAAAUGAUUAUUGGCUUGUUUUGUUUUGUUUGUGCUCUGAAGAUAGAGAAUUGAUGAAGGAAAGAGAAUGAGAAGGAGCUGCAGGGAUGGGAAAGACUGUGAUCUUUUUGGAAGACUUUGUGGAAAUGUACAAAUGGUUUUAAUGCUAUUUCGUGGGAAAAUUUAAAGCACACUGGCAGUUUUAUUGUCUGGGAAUUCCAGAAUGCGAUCAAAGAUGGGCUGGAAUUGAGUUUUGUCUGAGAGGAAUGUUUGGAUGUAAUUAGCUCUCUGUCUUGCUUCUGAUUUUACCUCCCCUACUCUUGAAUAUAUAUUAUAUGAUCCCCUUGAGAUUUUUCAGUUACAAUUAUGUACUCUGAUCAUCCCAGAAAAUUACCCUCGGAUGCAUUUUCAAUGUAAAUUGAUACAGUCCAAAUCCUUGUGCA
Vitis riparia (riverbank grape) is the source of this 2095-nucleotide messenger RNA. RefSeq names its product protein ALTERED XYLOGLUCAN 4. The transcript has 2 exons. Gene Ontology annotation, molecular function: O-acetyltransferase activity. The record is from RefSeq and is a predicted model, not a curated record. Gene Ontology annotation, cellular component: Golgi apparatus. Lineage: Eukaryota; Viridiplantae; Streptophyta; Magnoliopsida; Vitales; Vitaceae. The coding region runs from base 205 to 1524 and encodes 439 amino acids.